Messenger RNA from Symbiodinium necroappetens, 747 nucleotides. The record is from the annotation of a GenBank genome assembly. NCBI's taxonomy places the organism in Eukaryota, Dinophyceae, Suessiales, Symbiodiniaceae.
GUUGAGGCAUCACGGCUGCCCGACCAUGCCCGGGACGUUGCUGCGGCAUUUAGCCGCGAUGGACUUGUCCGAAUCAAAAACAUCCUGCCCUUUGAAGUGGCAGAGGCAUUGUGCUGUCGAGUUCAAUCCGAGCUCGAGCAAAGACGGUGUGAUGGUGAUCCCGUGUUCUUUGGUGAUGUGUAUGGCUACGAGGAUUCCGGGCAUCGGUGGGAUCUAAAGCUCCAGCUCUCGAACGAGGUGAAAGUUGCCCUCGUCAGCAUCUUGGGCCGUUUGCAAAAGGUGCUGGAAACGCUGCGACCUUCUUGGCAAUUGACGGAGAUGGCAGCCAUGUGUACUUUUCCUUCGGACCCUGGGCAGCCAGUUCACGCUGACACUUCCCAUGUCUACGAUCAGCAGGUGGUGACGAUAUUUGUCGCGCUCCACGACAUCGUGUCGGCGCGAGGUCCGACUAAGAUGUAUCCCAAAUCCCAUUUGGAUGGAGAGCUCCACUUGGGAAUGAAAGAAGUUGACGAAGACAGCGCGGUUCUCUGUACCAUGAACAUGGGAGACUGCGUAGUCAUGGACAGCAGGCUUCUACAUUGCGGCACUGCGAACACGUCAGACUUGCACAGGUUCCUUUUUUACACAUCUUGGAUGCAGCCUGCAAGGAGGUCACGUGGGUCGACAAACAGCAUCCUGCCGCAGUACGAGGAGCGCUUCUCCCUCCGAGCUUGGCAAGAGUGGACAUCUCCGGGAUUCGGCGAGUAG